Molecule: messenger RNA, 916 nt
Organism: Uloborus diversus
Lineage: Eukaryota; Metazoa; Arthropoda; Arachnida; Araneae; Uloboridae
Product: nucleoside diphosphate kinase homolog 5-like
Exons: 2
Coding region: 242-838 (198 amino acids)
Source: RefSeq, a predicted model, not a curated record
UCCACUGACUACUCGCAGCGCUCCACAGGUAGUGUUGUGUGGAAAACGCCUGUAUUUUGAGCUUCUGGUUUUUGUUUCCUAUGGUUGCUGUGUCUGGGAAAAAAACUAGCGGAUCUUCUUUUUUCUACUGUGUGAACUCGGCAAGUCGAUUUUUGUGUGUCGUGUGUGUGAUGGAUAUGCGGAUUUUUACCGAAGCGAAAUAUUUGUUUUGCCCGGAAUAUCAACGGGAUUGUGCCGCUCGAUGGAAUUCCCGAUUAUACCGUACUUUAGGCUUAACUGCUGUCGGCGCGAUGAUUAUGACGUCCCUCUAAUGAAUAAUAAAGCGUUCCAAGAGACCCUUUGCAUCGUGGGUGCGGAAGCGUGUGCCGGUAUAGAACACCUGAUCCGAGCCAGUGGUUUGUCCAUCCUGCUGAAGAAAAGAUUCCACCUACGCCCCGAGCAGGCCGAGCGAUUCUUCCGCAAGACUUCUGAAGACCUGGAUGAUGAUUUAAAAGCCUUCAUCAUCGACUGGAUGACCGCCGGCCCCGUCGAGGUAUCGAUCAUCGCCGGCAUCGACGCCGUGUCCAGAUGGCUGGACCUCAUUGGUCAAGCUGAUUGCAUUAGCGUCUACGGGAGCCCCAACGUCCAGACCGCCAGAGUGGACAUUCGAUUUUUUUACCCAGACGCUAAACUCGUGGGCGAUCUCCACAAUCAGAUGGGCGAUGCCAGGCAGUACCUUGCUGAGACGGUCAGCCCUCUCCUGAUAAAGGGGCUCGUUAAGUUGUGCAAGGAAAAGCCGCAAAUCCCGGUCCUUUGGCUCGCGCAAUGGCUUCUCGAUAAUAGACCACACGAGCGUUAAAUCUGUUGCGGAGAAACCUGAUUUUUUUUUUCUUUGUCAUUUUCUUCUCGACCCGCCUUCAGGAGAUUGGUCUCUUUU